Rotaria sp. Silwood1 is the source of this 2193-nucleotide messenger RNA. The record is from the annotation of a GenBank genome assembly. NCBI's taxonomy places the organism in Eukaryota, Metazoa, Rotifera, Eurotatoria, Philodinida, Philodinidae.
AUGGCUGAAAACAAUACAUCCUCGACUGAAGUACAUCUACAUAAACCCGAUGAACAAACCAUUCACGGCGAAAGUCAUCAACAACAAGAGCAAAUAAUUAUUGAAAAUGCAAAUGUUCCUCAUCAUUUAGAAGAUAUUCAUGUUACAGUUAAUAAUGAAAAUCUUGUACCAGUCGAAAAUAAAACUGAAGAAAUUAAGGAUAAAGCUAAUGAGGUAAUUGAUAACACACAACAUCAAUGGAAUGAAGCAGUUAAUAUAACUGGUGAACAUGCAACUGCUGCUGCUCAUAAUGUUCAGGAACAUGCGAAAGAAACUGCAGAUAAUGUUCACGAAAAAGCUACUGCAUUAAAACAAGACGCAGUCGCUACUGCUCAUGCAGCAGAAGCAAAAACUACAAAUGCAGUACAUGCUGUUCAAGAUAAAGCUCAUGAAUUAAAACAAGAUGCAGCCGCCACUGCUCAUGUAGCACAAGAAAAAGCUACAGAUGCUGCACAUGUUGUUCAAGAUAAAGCUACUGAAUUAACACAUGAUGCAUCGGCAGCCACUCAUGAUGCUCAAGAAAAAGGCAAAGAAGUGGCACAUGGUGUUCAAGAUAAAGCUGCUGAAUUAACACAUGAUGCAUCUGCAGCUGCUCAUGAUGCUCAAGAGAAAGCUAAAAAAGUAGCACAUGGUGUUCAAGAUAAAGCUACUGAUUUGCAACAUGGCGCGGCUGAAACUGCUCAUGGUGCUCAAGAAAAAGUCCAAAAAGUAGCACAUCACGCGCAAGACAAAGCAAGUGAAUUAGCUGCUGAUACAAAAGGUGCUUUUAUUGCGGGUGAAAAAGCAGCUGAAGAGAAAUUAGCUGCAGCCAAACAUACAGUUUUGGAAAAAUCAAGCGAAUUAGUUCAUAGUGCUAAACAUGCCGCUCAUGAUGCGAAUGUUAAAGCACAUGAAUUAGGACAUACAGUUGAACAAAAAUUAGAAUCAGCUGAAAAGAUCGCCGAACAAAAAUUUGAAGAAAGCAAACAUGCAGUUAGCGAAAAAGCAUCUGAAGCUAAAGCUAAAGGGGCUGGAAUCCUUGGUGCAACACACCAUGCACUUGCUACCGGUGCUGCAAUUGUUAGCGAAAAAGUUAAACAUGGAAUCGAAGUAGCAUCUGGAGCUGCUUCUCAUGCUAAACCACACGAACCAGAAAAAUCAGUUGAACAUAAAUUAGAAUCAGCUGAAAAAAUUGCUGAAGAAAAAGUUGAAGAAAGCAAACAUGCGGUUAAUGAAAAAACAUCUGAAGCUAAAGCUAAAGGUGCUGGAAUCCUUGGUGCAACACACCAUGCACUUGCUACCGGUGCUGCAAUUGUUAGCGAAAAAGUUAAACAUGGAAUAGAAUUAGCAUCUGGUGCUGUUUCUCAUUCUAAAUCACACGAAUCAGAAAAGCAAGUUGAACAUAAAUUAGAAUCAGCUGAAAAAAUCGCUGAACAUAAAACUGAAGAAACCAAACAAACGGUUAGUGAAAAAGCAUCUGACGCUAAAGCUAAAGGUACUGAAAUACUUGGUGCAACACAACACGCACUUUCUACUGGUGCCGCUGUUGUGACUGAAAAAGCUAAACAUGGAGUAGAAUUAGCAUCUGGUGCUGCUUCAAAUGUGAAAGCAGCUACUGGACAAUUAGCAGGUGAUGCACAAACAAAAGUUGUUGAAACUGCUCAUAGUGCCCAAGCAAAAGCUAGCGAAUUAUUAACAACUGUUGAAACAAAAGCUGCUGAUGCUGCCAGUGCAAUUGUUGCAAAAACUGUCGAAGCAAAAAAUACUACUGUAGCAGCUGCACAAACUGCAGCAUCGACAAUCCAAGAAAAAACAAGUGCUCUUUUGGAUAGUGGUAAACAAGUAUUAACAUCUUCAACUGCAUCUCAACCUGCACCAAUAGUAUCUUCUGGCACGGAUCAUAUCUCACAAGAAGCAUAUGUUACUCAAACAUCUGGUCAAACUGCUCAUGGUCCCGAUCCAAUUACAGCUGAACAAGUAGCACCAACUACAGCAAAAGCUAGUAAAGGUGGUCCAAUAGCUGCAAUUCGUAAUUUUUUUAGUCGUCUAUUCGGUUCAUCACAUCGACAUGAAGAACAACGAAGAGUUAACACUAAUGUUGCUACAAAUGCUGCUGGUCAGACAACUGAAACUACAACAACAGUUGCAACAAGCAACCCACCAAUAUUAUCAUGA